AACGCGCACUCUUUACUCGUCAAACAAAAUCAAUGGAAGUUAAUACAGUGCAAAAUCUCUGUAAUUACUUGAUUACUUGUGCAAUUAGAAGAUGCCGCAUUUCUGACGAUUUUUGCAGAUUAUCGAUUUCUCUGAAAUCUUCUCCUCAGUCCACUCCGCCUCUUCUUUGGAUCUCAGUUUCUGAUACGGGUGUUGGAAGCACAUUUGAGGAAUUUCUAGGAUUGAAAUUCGCCAAUGAUCCCAUUGUGGCUGAUAAAUGGGGUGGAGUUAUUUGUGUUGCUACCACCAGCAUAUCUGAUAAAGAGAUACAUCACUUCAAAGUUAACCUGAAGGAAACUGAUUCCUCAAGCAGGAUGACAAAACUACAUUCAGCAACAAAGAAUGGCGCACAAUUCAGCGGAACUGAAGUAUCAUUAUCGACGUCUGAAAAUAUUAAUGAUUUACUGAGAGAUAUAACCUUUUUUCUCCGUAAGAUGCUCAUGCUGAAAGCUCCUAAGAUUGCAAUUGAAUUAUUGGUUGAUUCUGGUGGCAAUUUAGGGUCACAGUGUGAAAGUCAUAUACUACAACUUGCAUCCAGUUCUUUACCUUCAUCUGCACCGAAUAUUGACCACCUGAAGUCAGGCUUUGAAGAAUAUGUUUCUAAGCAUGGUAAUAGACUGAAUGAUGUUUGCCACUGUUGCUUCUCAACUGGCUCCAGGGAGUAUCUAAAAGUUGGCAGUGGAGUAGCACGUAGCACUGGAAACCAACGAAGUAAUGGACAAGUGAUGGAAGUCGUGAUUAUUGUUAGCAAAAUACCAGAGACAGCCCAAUCCUCCUGCUUCAGGGCCUAUGAUAAGAAAACAGAGGUACUGUAUUUCAAGGACUACUGUCCUUGUUCAAUUCCGCAAUCAUCUCUGGAUGCGUUAACGAGCAUCAAAUGGCAAGAUUAUGGAUUAACUUUAAGAAGCAUUCAAGAUCAAGAUGGGUGCACAUUAGUAGAAUGGCAGAACUUGCCACCAUGUGCUCACAUUGACAUUGUCCUCCACAGUUACCACAAACAAGUCUUGAUACUGCCUAGCAAAGAAAGCAGCCAAGUUGAUCGAAGUCUUACUAGAAAAGCUGUCAAGCUUGCAUUGAAUGAACUGAAGGAAAAGAAUGGAGGAUUUCUACUCAGUGAACGUGCACUUAAGAUUUGCAAUUAUGCACCCGAUCUUGCCAAAACAAUUGCUGGUCUGAUCUCAUCUUCCAAUGACUUGAGUUUCAAAGGAGAGUGCAUUUCUCUUCUUGGACUGCAGUUUCAAGAAAUCACAAGAAAUGCCGUCGAGGAUUGCAUCAAAGAGAAGAUAAUUUCUGCCAUAGGGUUGAAUGACAGAAAGCCUCAAAGAACCAGAGAAGCUGCAUCUUUUCUUUUUGAUGAUGAAGUAAUCCAGGAACUAGAUCCCCUAGACGAGGAAUAUGAAGAAUGCGAGGAAGAUUUUGGUUCUUGAGUUCUCAGGAGGAGCAGGAAUGUAAGAUCCUGCAAGCUCAAGCCCUGCAGCCAUGAUUGAUGGUAUUGAGAAGGUAUUUUCCUCCGAA
This is a messenger RNA of Olea europaea var. sylvestris, 1554 nucleotides long. Its product is annotated as type 2 DNA topoisomerase 6 subunit B-like. Gene Ontology annotation, cellular component: condensed chromosome. The transcript has 13 exons. Lineage: Eukaryota; Viridiplantae; Streptophyta; Magnoliopsida; Lamiales; Oleaceae. Gene Ontology annotation, biological process: reciprocal meiotic recombination; meiotic DNA double-strand break formation. Gene Ontology annotation, molecular function: protein-macromolecule adaptor activity. The record is from RefSeq and is a predicted model, not a curated record. The coding region runs from base 33 to 1466 and encodes 477 amino acids.